GUGACACUGAACCCUGGGCGGCGGUCCUGGUCACUGAAUGUAUCUUUACAUGCUCCUGCGAUUCUUUGCCCGAGGCCAGGAAAAACAGGCCGUGACUACGCUGACCAAGAAGCAGAUCGCAACGUUUCGUGACCUUCGCCCUAGAACCGACUACGGAUUUCAGGUCCGCGCCAAGGUUUGCGUACCGACCCCCCUUAAAAGCUGCGGGUACAAGUCCUCCUAUGUGGAAGAGGAGCCGACGUCGAAAGUACACGUGGUAACUGUGAUGACGAUCGUCGGCGUGUUGUUUGUCGUCCUCGCCGCCCUGACUGUUUACUGGUUCCUGAUCCGGAAGAGACGAGGGGCUGAGGAUUGCAACAAGAAGCCGCCGAGUGACUGCGACACUCUCGAGUACCGCAACGGAGAAGUGCCUUGCCCGGCCGAAACCCCGCCAAUUAUUACGACUCACAUGACUAACAUGACCACUCCGCUUUUCACUCACGUCGGGACUCCGAGGACUUACGUGGACCCGCACACCUACGAAGAUCCGAAUCAAGCUGUGAAAGACUUUGCACGGGAAAUCGACGCUUCGUGCAUCACGAUUGAAGCAAUCAUUGGAGGCGUUGAGCAGAUGAGAAUACAGUUACCAGCGCCGAUGGACUGUCCGGAGGCAAUCCACCAACUCAUGUUGGACUGUUGGCAAAAGGACCGGACGAACCGACCAGCUUUCGGGUCCAUCGUCAUGACUCUGGACAAGCUUCUUCAGUGUCCGGAAACCUUGCGCAAGACUACCAUGAAUAGGCGCCCUCCUCCCUUGAACCCGUACUACACGGCGCCACUCAUGCUCGCGGAAGACGGCGCCUGGGUGCUGUACCCCAAGACUAAGCUUUACCCGAACCCAUACGGAAUUGAAGCCCCGGACUUGACCAAGUUUGCAAGCGUGGAAGAGUGGCUGUGUUCCAUCAAAAUGGGGCGUUAUUGGCCGAAUUUCCGGGCAACUGGCGUCGUGUCCUUGGAGCAGGUGGCCAAGCUGAACCAGGGCGAUUUGGAUGCCAUUGGGGUCGCCUUGCUUGGCCACCAGAAGAAGAUCCUCAACAGUGUUCAAACCAUGCGAGCGCAGAUGUCCAUGAACGUGUCCGAUGGGUUUCUUGUAUGAGCAACAUCCUCGUGCGGCGAAGGGUUUUUCUUUUUUUUUGUGAUCUCAAAGAGGCUCGAAUUUGUACUGCACGUCUACCCAUGAAGUAGGGGAGGAAAAAAUACCCAGGGUCUCCGCAUUUUCUGUCGGAAUAAGGGAAAAGCAAUUGGGGAAGUUUGAUGCCGCGCUCUUCGGGUAUGAUUUCCUCCGCUCACUUGCCUGGUGGUGACAUCUCGGCGAGUUCUUCCGCAAGUCUAUCAAAAAAAGUCGCGCGAGAAUAUCAGCAGAUAGUAGGUGUAUCGUGAUGUUUUUUAUUCGAUCGCUUUUUUGUCGCGGUUAACAUCAAAAAGAACAUUUUUAUGGUGACUUCUUAAUCCGCAUUUACUUUAUUUUCUUUUUUCAAGUGAGCGUACACUGAACGUAGUCCGUGAUUUUUACAAAUUUUUUUGUGUUGCGAUGAGAACUUCUUCCUUGUUAUCUUGUAAUACCACGAAGUUUCCGGUCAAGGAACCGGGCGGAAAAUUGUGAUCAAGGAAUGUGAUUUUUGGCGGAUUUGCUCGCGUGCAUGCCGGUUGAUGUGUAUUUUAGGCGGGGAUGAAUGAUUUUUAAUAGAUUUUGAGACUCGAUCGACGCGAAGGAUUCACACGUAUAGUCGCUUUUCGUUUCCAUUUUGCAAAAAUCGUUUGGAAUUUAGACUCUUCGACUAGCUGAAUUUUGUGCCUUUGACUAUUUUGGUAAGGAUACACGCACGUACAUCCGAUUUCGCGAGCAUUUGAUGAAAAGAGAUUCGAGAGUAACGGUUCUUUCUUGACAUCGUCGGCAUUUCCAGACAAUUUUCGACAUGCAGAAUGUGUAUUUGAGAGUCGUAUUCGAGUAUUUCUUUUCUCUUGAAUUUUUUCUGCGCCUUUUUGUUUCGUUAUCGGUCAGAUUUAUGCUGAAGCGUUUUUUGAGGAUUUCGACGCGAAUGAGAUUGUUGAGGAUUCUGAGUAAAAGUUGGUGACCUAAA
Messenger RNA from Notodromas monacha, 2120 nucleotides. Lineage: Eukaryota; Metazoa; Arthropoda; Ostracoda; Podocopida; Cyprididae. The record is from the annotation of a GenBank genome assembly.